Vicia faba (fava bean) is the source of this 894-nucleotide messenger RNA. Lineage: Eukaryota; Viridiplantae; Streptophyta; Magnoliopsida; Fabales; Fabaceae. The record is from the annotation of a GenBank genome assembly.
AUGCCGCUGUGUUGCGGUGCUACUUUUAUGUUUGCUGUCUGUAAGGAUACUAGAGUUGCAUUAUUGUUGACUGGAGUGAGAAACAUUGACAUACUCAGGAAAGCUAACAACCUUACUGUGAAUUCAAGGUGCAGAUUUUUAUUUUGCAAAGAUAGUAGAAGAAAAUAUAUUGGCCGAGUGAGGUGCGCAACUGCAGUUCCUGGAACUAGAGAGAGGAUGGAGAUGGAGAGGAAAGAGAGGGUAAGAAAAGCUGAGGCGUUGGUUGAGAAAGCAAUGAAAGGGAAUGAUGCUUCUCACGAUGCAGUGCAUGUUUGGAGGGUUCGUGACCUUGCUCUCUCCCUUGCCUCUGAGGAAGGCCUCUCUUCUGAUCCACACUCCAUGGAAAUCGUAGAGCUUGCUGCACUCCUCCAUGAUAUAGGUGAUUACAAAUACCUAAGGGACCCGUCUGAGGAAGAAACUGUUGAAAAUUUUCUCAAAGAAGAGGGAGUUGAAGAGAAUAAGAAAUCAAAAAUUUUGGAAAUCAUUAAAGGAAUGGGUUUUAAAGAGGAGGUGACAGGAAAAGGAAAUACCGAAUGGUGUCCAGAAUUUGGUGUUGUCCAAGAUGCUGAUAGGCUUGAUGCUAUUGGUGCUAUAGGAAUUGCAAGGUGCUUCACCUUUGGCGGGAGUAAAAAGAGGGCGCUGCACGAUCCUACCAUUUUACCAAGAUCUGAUUUAUCCAAGGAACAAUACAUGAACAAAGAGGAACAGACUACAAUUAAUCAUUUCCAUGAGAAACUUCUCAAGCUUAAAGAUAUGAUGAAAACCAAGGCUGGGAAAAGGAGGGCUGAGAUAAGGCACAAGUUCAUGGAGGAGUUUGUGAAAGAGUUCUACGAAGAAUGGAACGGUUCAGUCUAA